Messenger RNA from Schistocerca nitens (vagrant locust), 7201 nucleotides. RefSeq names its product G-protein-signaling modulator 2 (gene pins). Lineage: Eukaryota; Metazoa; Arthropoda; Insecta; Orthoptera; Acrididae. Bases 179 to 2224 code for a protein of 681 amino acids. The record is from RefSeq and is a predicted model, not a curated record. The transcript has 13 exons. Gene Ontology annotation, molecular function: protein binding; GTPase regulator activity.
GUAUCGCUCAAGGCGAGAGAGAGACUGACAUCGCCCAAAAUGAGAAUUGAAUAGUUUACUGAACUUGGGACGACAAUUGGUGUGCAACAUGGUUGUAACUUUUAGAAUUCCAAGGUAACGUCUGACGCUUUAUGCGUGGUUAAAGAGAACUGUUUCCGGCCUAUAGUUUAAAAACAACAUGUCUGUGAGUGCAAGUGCAGAAAACUUGUCGAGUGACAAUCAAAGCUCAGGAGACGGAGGCACUAUGUGCCUGGAACUGGCACUCGAAGGAGAAAGGCUUUGCAAGGCAGGAGAUUGUCGAGCAGGAGUUGCAUUCUUUCAGGCAGCAAUUCAAGCAGGCACCGACGACCUUAGAACACUAAGUGCUAUCUACAGCCAACUUGGAAAUGCGUAUUUUUACCUUGGAGACUAUGUUAAGGCAAUGCAGUAUCACAAACAUGAUCUGACACUUGCACGCACCAUGGGAGAUAAAUUAGGAGAAGCAAAAUCAAGUGGAAACCUGGGAAACACAUUGAAAGUUAUGGGGAAAUUUGAUGAGGCUAUGAUAUGCUGCAAGCGACAUUUAGAAAUAUCUCGGGAACUUGGUGAUAAGUUAAGUGAAGGACGAGCACUUUACAAUCUUGGUAAUGUAUAUCAUGCAAAAGGAAAACACAUUGGGCGAGUAGGGCAGCAAGAUCCAGGGGAAUUUCCAGAAGAUGUUAGAUCAUGUCUCCAGGAAGCUGUGAAGUACUAUGAGGAAAACUUGCAGUUGAUGAGAGAACUGAAUGAAACAGCAGCUCAGGGUCGUGCAUGUGGAAAUCUUGGGAAUACCUAUUACUUACUUGGUGAUUUCCAGAAAGCCAUACACUAUCAUGAGGAGAGAUUGAAAAUUGCGAGAGAAUUUGGUGAUAAGGCUGCGGAAAGGAGAGCCAAUAGCAAUUUAGGUAAUUCUCACAUAUUUCUUGGUGAAUUUGAAGCUGCAGCAGAACAUUACAAGAGAACAUUAGUGCUAGCACAAGAAUUGGGAGACCGAGCUGUUGAAGCUCAAGCAUGUUAUAGUUUGGGUAAUACUUAUACCUUACUUCGAGAUUAUCCGACUGCUAUUGAAUAUCAUCUACGCCAUUUAAUCAUUGCACAGCAGCUGAUGGAUAGAGUUGGAGAAGGACGAGCAUGUUGGAGUCUGGGUAAUGCGCACUCUGCAAUGGGUAACCAUGAAAAGGCGCUUUACUUUGCAAGUAAACAUCUGGAAAUUUCAAAAGAGCUUGGCGAUACCAUGGGUCAAGCAACAGCUCAGAUGAAUGUGUCGGAUCUGCGCAAGGUCCUAGGUCUGCCAGUCACUGACUUGUCUCCAGAGAGUCAGCAGCUCCUGACAUCACUGUCUGACCAGGGAUCACCAGCUUGUUUACGCAGAUAUAGGGUGAGGAGACACAGCAUGGAACAACUGGAUCUUAUAAAGUUAACACCUGAAAACAAACAGAAACCUAAUGGGGACUUGUCAAACAACCAAUCUGAAACAGCUGCACAAGAAUGUCAGCAAUCAGCUGCUACUGCUGCUGCCACUGCCCCAGCUGAUGAAACAAAGACAGAACAUAUGGAAGACGAGGAAUCAUUUUUUGAUCUACUUUCUCGUUUCCAAUCAAAAAGAAUGGAUGACCAGCGGUGUUCGCUCAGUGUUGCCGACAACAAGGAGAAUAAUCAUAACAACAAUCUUACUCCUAACAAUCUAUUAAGUUGCGCUACAGGAAAUAGACCAGUCCCUCUCAAUAAUGCUGCCAUUACAUCGAACAAGGAAAAUGCUGUUUCAAAUGCAGGGAAUGGAGACUCAUCAAAAGUGCAAGAGGAGUUGCUAGACCUAAUUGCAGGCAUGCAGAGCAAGCGAAUGGAUGAACAAAGGGUUGCUUUGCCACAUUUACCAGGACUGCUUCCACCAUCACAAGUACAGAGGCUUUCACUUGGUUCUGCUCCAGAUGAUACCUUCUUAGAGAUGCUGAUGCGUUGUCAGAGUUCCAGGUUAGAGGACCAACGCAGUUCUCUGCCCACUGAUGAUAAUGAAACUGAAGGAGAAGCUCGAACACACUCUGCCGCUCGAGGUGCUACUGUUCCUGAUGAAGACUUUUUCUCACUCAUUAUGCGUUUGCAGUCUGGUCGCAUGGAAGACCAGCGUGCUUCUGUCCCUAUUGUCCCGACUGCCCCUGCGCCACUUGCAGAGAACAGACAAGCUUCAAGAAAGGACAAGAAGAAAUGACUAACACUGUCUGCCCCUCCUUCUUUGGAACGCUAGGGGGCAUUUGAACAGCUGAAUCAACAUUACAAAUCUAUGCUGCUUCCAUUACCGACUGUGAUGGGUAGGUUGUAAGGACAUGUUAGAUUUUACAGCGCCCUAUUUUCAACAGGGUUGGUAAUGGUGUAGCUUAGCUGUGAACAGUUGGUGUGUUUGUCAUUGCCUGUCAAUCAGUUCAGUUUUGCAGCAUUUACCACAGUAAUUUUGAAUGCCAUUCUCAGUAUAGUUAUAAAUCAGAUGAUGUUAUCCACCAUUUAUGUGCCAGGAUAGACCAGUGAACAACUUUUUCCCCGGUAUAUACAACAUUUGUGCAGUCAGAAUACAUUUUCAACAGAAUCUAUAUAAUUUAUUGUAAUAUUAAUUGCUUGGAAUGCUGCUAAUAUUCUACCUUUAAUGGGCUGAUUUGUUUCACUGCAAAAGACAGUUCUAAAUACUUUUAUAAAAAUGGAGGUUAUUGUGCCAAAUCUGCUCAGUUUAGAAUUGAUGCUAUGGUGCCUGUAUAAACAGCAGCUGUAUGCAUAAAAUUACCAUCAUUAAACAAAAAAUUGUUUUGUAGUUGCAGAGAAUAACUAACAAAAAACAAAAAGGUGUGAACGUUUCCCGCAUUUGGGUUUUAUUAUGACAUUGAAACAACAACUUCUGUUUGUGUAGUUUUUUGUUUAUAAUUUUUUAAUCAAUAUUGUUUGUCAUCUGUUUGCUGUGAAGAGUUGCCCAGCAUUAUGUGAAUGCCUGUAACUGCCAAACGAUCUCAGUUUGUUAUUACUGUGAAUUGGCUGAUGAAAUACCCAGUUGGUAUUUUCUCUCUACUUCUUUCUCUGUUGUCCGGUUCCAUAUCUGAGUGGUUAGUGUGGCUGAGUGCCAUCUAGAGGUCCCGGAUUCAAUUCCCAAUACUGCCAAGGACUUUUCCUUGGUGGAACAACUGCACCAGAGUCCACUGAGCCUCACCAUGCCAGUUAAGGAGUGCUUGAAUGAUCAGAAGCAUUACAAGGUCUCUGAAGUUGACAUUGAAAGGGGAGAGGUGUGCUGACCCCAUUUCCCUUUAUAAUGCACCCAAAUGAUGCCAUUAGCUGAGGAUGACACGGUCGUUAGUUGGUCCCGUUUGGUCUGUCUGAGGCCAUGAUGAUGGAACUUUGUUGUUGUCUUUCUUUCUCUGUUAGUGCAUUUAUCCCCACCUUCAUAACCUUCAAGAUGAAAGUACUGCACAGAGCAGGGGUGAGAGCAGGAGCAUAUCGUCCAUCUCCUAGGGCUGCACUGCAAAUGUGUAUUAUAGUAUGAAAGCAUUGGAACAAGUCAGUACAGAUCUUGUUGUACGGUAAUCAGUGCAAAGUAGAGAUCAUUCUUGCAAAAAAAAAAAAUCCUUUAUAGCUUUGUAAGUAAUUGUAAGAUGCUGCAAAAUUGUACGUGUAAAACUCAAUGGAAAUUCCGGGAUGGAAUAACAACAAUAUAAAAAGAUAGAUUGUUAGUAAUCACACAUAACAAGUGUUGACUUGCAGACACACACAAUGAAAAGACUACUAAACUUUUAUCUUUUAAAAAAAAGUCCUCCUCCAGAAGCAGCAGUCACUUGGGCAUAGACAGUGACAGUUUGUGUGUGUUUGUUUUUCUGCUUCCAAAUUAGGACUUUUUUUCUGGAAGCUAAAAGUUUAGCAAUCUUUUCUUUGUGUCUUUCUGUGAGUCAGCUCCUCCUCUAUGCUGUGAAUAGCAAUCUAUACUUUUUGCAUAUAAAACUCAAUCAUUUAUAAUUAUUAAAUAUGAGCACCAGGGUAACUCCAACUGCAGAGUUUGUGUACGAUAUAUGGUCACCAUCAUCACAGGAAAGAGAUGACUGAUUGGGCUGGUAUGUGUAUGUAGUCAUCCGCGUGAAUUAAAUAAAAUGGUUAAUGCCAAAAAUACUAUAGUCAAAGGAUUUCGUUCUCCAGUUAGGCUUCCAUAAAACCUUUAGAUUAAUUAAGAUGACAGUCAUAAAUGCUAAACUACAUUGCAACACAGUUAUGCUCCAUUUAUUUUAAUGUAUGUUGGAUGAGUGUAGGAUAUAUCACAUAAAACUUAGCAAAUAAAAUUGAAGUCAUUUUCUAAAUCUCCAUCCUGAUAGAAAGACAGAAGAAGAGAAAAUACAGUGGAAACUAGAAAAGAAGUCAAGGCAAAAAUGUGCUGGAAAACUACAAAAAAACAUAUGAUAAAGACGUGGAAGAACAGUGCAAUUAAAUCACAAAUUAACCUUCAUACUUACUUCAAUAUAAGACUGUAUCUCUGUGUAUUCAUAUCAUACAUCUGCUUGUUUUAUCGUUUUCUAUAAUUUUUAUACUUCUGUUUUUCUUUUGUUCUUAUUUAUUUAUUUCUUUAUUAUUGGUCACUUGUAGAUACAGCUGCGAAUCACCCAUCGUAGUAGUAGUGGAUGGCAUAUCCAUAUAAAAAUAAUUCAGGGUAACUGUUCUCAGACCUGUUUUUCAUUCUUUGAAAAUCAGUUAUUUAAAAAUUAGAGGUACUAUUCGCAUAUUCUUUCUUCUUCUUGUUGUUGUCUUCAGUCCUGAGACUGGUUUGAUGCAGCUCUCCAUGCUACUCUAUCCUCUGCAAGCUUCUUCAUCUCCCAGUACCUACUGCAACCUACAUCCUUCUGAAUCUGCUUAGUGUAUUCAUCUCUUGGUCUCCCCCUACGAUUUUUACCCUCCACGCUGCCCUCCAAUACUAAAUUGGUGAUCCCUUGAUGCCUCAGAACAUGUCCUACCAACCGAUCCCUUCUUCUGGUCAAGUUGUGCCACAAACUUCUGUUCUCCCCAAUCCUAUUCAAUACUUCCUCAUUAGUUAUGUGAUCUACCUUUCUUAGCUUCUAAAAUUUCUAGUUUUGAAUUCUCAGAAACUGCAGUAUUUUGACAAAGAAUCGCCAACAGCUUAUGAUCAUAAAGUCGUCCAAGACCAUAUGAAACAUAGCUUUAUUGUUAAAUGUUUUGUUUGUUGUGUUGCAUUUGGAAUAUUUUGUUUGGAAACAAGUUAUGAAACAAUUCAGCCCUGUGUGAAUACAAGCUAUGAUUUAUCCUGGAAUUCUUCAAUUAUAUUAAACAUUUGUAUAUUUGUUAUACCUGCAUUUCAUUUCAGUAGAUGUUUAGUAAAAUGCACAUAAAAUAUCCACAUGUUGCAGGCACAAUGAAAAUGAAGGUCAAUUUAUCCCCUCUGUUAUCUAUUCGAUGCCUCUGCAGAUAGCUUCUCUGUUUUAAUCAUUUUUGCAACCAUCUCAAAGUUGUAAAAUUUUGUUGGCCAAUAUAUCAUCAUUUAUUAUUGUUACUAUUGUUAUCUAACAGCCUGUCCUUGUCUUCAGUUUUGUAGCAUAUUUGCCCUUUCCCCGUUCCUAUGUGUUUUAAAGUUAUUUUCUGUUGUUUCAGUUAUGGAAUGUUCACUAAUUACAGUAUUGGCAUUUUAAAUCACCCCCAAGUAUAAUUUUGGAUUGUAGUGAGAUCAGUGUGCAAAAACACUAUUUAAACUCUUUCUCACAAAAGCAAAUAAGAUCCACGAGCUAUUAAAACUAAAAUUUUAUCCAAAAUUUUGGGAUUUCAAAAUAAAGAAUUUGUUUACUUCUUGUAUAUUGCGAAAGUAUAUAUGGCCAACAUAAUUAUCGAAUUAAGUAAAAUAAACACUCUGACAGAUGUAAAACUGGUUAUGCUAGUCCAUAUAUUUGAGAUCACAGCUAACAAGUGUGUUCAUGUGGAAUGAAAAAAAAAAUUGACUACUGUUUCUCACAAAUUUAAUCUUUAUUUGUAGAUAGGAUAACCAAGAAGAUUUAUAUAGUACUAUGUUAAUGUAAGUUGUUGCAAGGAGAAAGGAUAGUGUAGAAACAAACUUUUAUUUAAUAUAAAGUAAUAAUUGCAUCAUUUCUGCUAUAACUGACAUAUCUCAGUGGAGCAUUUCAUCAGUAUUGAUCUGCAUUUGUGAAUGAGAAUCUCUAAUACUAUAUCCUUAAAUAUUCUAUUUCAGGAAAGUCAUGCAUGACAAAGACUGCAGUAUUGCCAAGUCAUUUCAGCUUGAUUUCUUUUACUUAGAAAUCUGUAUGGAUUCUAAUAAGGAGAUUUGUGGACUCAUGUCUCAUUACUGGUUUUGAAGUAGUGUUAGAAUAUUUAAAAAAGAAAAGCAAACAGUGAAAAUUGAUUUUAGAUUGUGUGUGUGUGUGUGUGUGUGUGUGUGUGUGUGUGAGAGAGAGAGAGAGAGAGAGAGAGAGAGAGAGAGAGAGAGAGAGAGAGAGAGAUUGUCAUUUUUUGAAGUAAAAUCUACUUCGUGGUGGCAACUGUGUGAUAUUGCAUUCUGUGUCACAGAAAUUGCCAGACUUUUUCCUCUGAAAUAAUUGCAAUGUAUGCAGUUAGAUUUGUAUUUGUAGUUAUGUUUUGUAGCUCAUUAGCAUAAACUUUACAUAUGUGAACUGUUUCAUUCUCAUUUGUAGCUUUCUGUGGAGGUUGUUUUGCCACAUAAAAGUUUUUAAAGUGAAUAGAUAUUACUAUUAAUGCAGUAAUGGAAUAGUUUUGUAAUUUUUUUUUCUUAUAACUGUUUUAAAGAUCUUUUAUUUCCUUAGAGGCUUUAUGACAAAUAUAUUUGUGUGCAGUAAAAACUGAAAGGAAUGUAGCAGGAUGCAUUUGUUUAGAUAUGGAACAUGUUCACUGAAUGGUCGUGCCAAAGAUAGUCUGUUGAAUUAAAAUACUAAUUAUAACUGGAUAUUAACUUGUUACAUUGUUACCAGUUUAUACCUGACAGGUGGGAGAGAAGGAUAUAUUUAAAAAUUGUCUUUUAACUUCAUUCCAAAGAAGUGUAAUAUUAAAAUAAUUCUGCAUUAAAACAAAAUUAUUUUGUUAAAUAAUAUGAGCAACAUUUUUGAAAAUCCAGUAAUUGCAAGUACUUUUUAAGGUGCUAAGUAGUGUAGUUGCUCAAUGAAAAUAACUAUAUAUAUAUAUAUAUAUAUAU